AUGGCCAUUUUCUCUGAUUUCAUUGAGAACAUCAUGGAGUUAUUUAUGGAUGAUUUCAGUGUUUAUGGUUUCGACUUUGAUAUGUGCUUGCAUAAUCUUUCUAAGGUGCUUAAACGUUUUGACAAAGCAAAAAUUGAGGUGAUUAAGAAACUUUCCCCUCCCGUGAAUGUCAAGGGAGUGAGAAGUUUUCUUGGUCAUGCAGGGUUUUAUCGUCGAUUUAUACAAGAUUUUUCGAAAAUAGCGAAACCCCUCACUCAAUUAUUGCUUAAGGAUGCCACAUUUGAGUUUACUGAUGCUUGUAUGGAGUCUUUUAAUAGGAUUAAGGAGGCAUUGAUAACUGCUCCAAUCAUACAACCUCCGGAUUGGGAUUUGCCAUUCGAGAUCAUGUGUGACGCGAGUGACUAUGCUGUGGGAGUCGUGCUUGGAUAA
Molecule: messenger RNA, 429 nt
Organism: Chenopodium quinoa (quinoa)
Lineage: Eukaryota; Viridiplantae; Streptophyta; Magnoliopsida; Caryophyllales; Amaranthaceae
Exons: 2
Coding region: 1-429 (142 amino acids)
Source: RefSeq, a predicted model, not a curated record